AACAGCCUCUGUUCGCGUCUUCUUCCCCGUUCCGACGUGCGCAGUUGAUGCUGAGAAGGUAGUCUGGCGGCUGAAAACCCAAAACAAUGCGGUAGAAGCGCGAAAAGCCGCCACUGGGUCACAAUGCGCAGCUCCGGGCAUCGUUGAUGCGUUGUGUGGCGUGGGCGGCUUGUGGUGUGUCUCACAGGUGCGGUACUGCUUGGAUAGCUCAACGGUAGUACGUGCGGACUUGGAUUCCGCCAAGGUGAGGCGGGAGGAAGGACGAGAGGAUGAGGCAGCAGCAAGAGCUGAGGGGGCGUGUUGACACGUAGCGACGUUCACAGAGGGUCCAUCAGACGCCUCCCGCACCCCUGAGCACCUCCUGUUGUGUUAUGAUGGUCAGGCCGUUACCCACCCUCCUACGGCGUGAGGGGAGGCAGUGGGCGCCCUUUCUGCUGUGGCCCUAUGAGUUCCCUGGCGCCAGGCUCUGCCUGCGGCCCCUCCCGCACCCGAUCCCGCCGUCCCCUGGUCCCCACUCGGUAUUUGGAUUUCGAGUGCGCCACGGCCGCUCUGCAGGAGGGUGACGAUAACCUUAAGGGCGGUGGUGAGGACGAGGAGGUGGUGACCAAGGAGGAGCUGAUGGCGGCCGAGGCUGAGGAAGAGGAGGAGGGCGGCAAGUCGCCCGUCAGGGGCACUGACGAGGCCAAGAGCACCAUAUACGGCGUCUACUUCCAUGAGCAGAAACACGUACGUACAGUACAGUACAGGGAGGCAGGCAUGGGAGAGAUGAGGGUACCCAUGAGCUGGGCGGAAGGGAUGGGCAUGUGUGGCUGUUGUCUUGUGUUGUCUGUGUUGUGUCUGCAGGAGUGGCGGGCCCGAUACAUAGAUGGGUGUGGCGAUCGCAGGAUGAAAACGUUCUCAACGAAUGUAUACACACACCACACCGCACCCACGCAUCCACACGCAACACACACCCAUCCCUGUCUGUCUGUCUGUCUGUCUGUGGUUCAGAAAUACGGUUUUGCCGAGGCCAAGCGUCUGGCUGAGUCGUGGGUCAAGGACUACGGGAGGAGCCUCCCGGACCCCAACACGUCCCGCAAGGCCAACCCCAAGCGCCGCAAGCACGGCAAGUCCGGCGGAGCCUCACGCAGAUCCAGGGCCGCACUCGCACUCGCCGCCCAGCCCCCUCCCGCCACCACGGCGUCGCCUGAGGAGAUCGCCCGACUAGACGAGGCGCAUAAGUGCGUCAAGGCGCUCGGCCUGGAGCUGUCCGCCGACCAGGUGGAGAAGGCGCUGAGGGAGGGCCUAGACUUCCAGAUCCUCAUCGAGCAGCGGGCUCGCGGGGCCGUCAAGACCGACCUAGAUGACACCACUGCGCCGGGUUCAAGCGAGGGCAGCGGCAACACCCAGACUGAUAACGAGAUGAUGGUCGAGAACCAGAGCAACAGCAACGACGAGUCUGGCGGCGGCAAGGAGGGCAACGGCCUGCCCCCGCGGCAGCGCCUCCUCCCCCUGCUCAAGCAGGGCAGCAGCGAGGGGCUGUCGACCAUCGGCGGCCGCACGGCUGCCCUCAUGGCCACAGAGACCCUCAUGUCGUCUCGUAGUGCUGGUGCCAAGGAGGACCUGCUCAUGGGAGGGGCGGCCAACGGCCGACACGACCACGAGUCGAAUAGCCCUAACGUGCUCGCCAACGCGCCCCUGCUGUGCCCGUCAUCCCCGCCCGGCAACACGACCGAAGACAUCUCGCCCUCCAGCGGCAUGGGCCGGCUCUCGUCGGCCCCCCCACUAGACGCCGUGCAGCAGCAUGGCGGUGGUAGCACUAAUUGGCGGUGUGGCAAGGGGGAGGGGGAGGGCUGCGGUGAGGGCGAGGGUGCAGGAGGUGAGGAGAUGAUGUGCUCGUUCAAGCACAAGUGGACGGACCUGGUGGAUAACGGGGGCGUUGGCGUGCCCGAGGGCGGCAUGAGCCCGUCCAAGCUUGCGGCUGCCGAUGGUGAUGGUGAUGGGAGUAGCGCCAACCCAACGCUCUACCUUAAGGUGCGUGCGUGGGCCACGAGGAAGGGGGAUGGAUGACACAUACAUAAGUGGGAUUGGCCGGCAUGUCGUCUGUCUGUCUGUCUGUGUGGUUGCCUUGCGUGUGUGCAUCAUCAAUCAGGUUGCUUACAUGCACGUCGAUACAUGCAAGUACCGAUACUUCCCCUUAGAGGUACAUUCUCACACGACACAGACCGUGUCAUGUGCUUGUAGUGUCCAUCCAUCCAUCCAUCCGUCUGUGUGUCAGAGUGGCCGCGAGUCCGUUGGUGUCGACGCUGCUCGUGCGUUCCACCGCGAGGUAGUGAGCCGCGGGCUGGUCCCGCCGCCCGGGGCGACCAAACGGAACAAACGCAGGCGCGACUGUAAGCGACCCGACACAAGAAAGAUAUGGGUUUGUGGAUGUAUAUGUGUGCGGUGCUGCGUGCGACCACCAUGUGCAGCUCUCGAGUCGGGUCACGGUGUGCGUUCGCACCGCAAGGGCCGAGCACCUCCCGCCCUAAGGGUGAGCACACACACGCAGACGCAUGCGCCCCCUACAUGUAUAUGCCGUGGUUGCGUGUCUCUGUCAUUUGUGCAGCGUGUUAGUUCCGGUUUGACGCAGGACGGCAUCACUGAGUUGGACCACGAGAUGUCGAGCAGCCCAUCGCACCUUCGCCAGUCGCCCCGGUCGUCCAAGAGGCUGCGGGUAGCCCAGCCCCCCCACACCCAGCCGGAGCCGCUCGACCCAGUCAUGGCCGCCGUGCCACCCCGCUGGCGAGACCUCAUCGGCAUGUGCCUCGUCGUCACCGUCAGCUCGGGCGGGCCGUCCGCCACGCGAGUGACGAUGCCGCCCCUGCGGCCCGAGAUGGUGACGCCCGUCUGUUGACCGACAGAUGGCGGCGUCAUCCAUCCAUUAGUCAGCAUAAGCGGCCACCUGUGCAGAAAUAGAGGGUGCUGGAGGGGCGAUAGAGGGCGGGGGGGGGGCGGGGGGGUUGAUUCCUUUUUGAUGAUACGAUACAUGGAUGGAUGAAUGAGUGUGCAUGCGUGUCGGUGUUGUGUUGGCGCCUGUGGCCUGGAUGGAUCCGUGCAUAAUGGCUGACCGGAUGGCUGGAUGGAUGUGUUGCAUGUCUUGCCGUGGAUUUGUGUGCCUGCGUCUGCCUGCAAGUGUCUGCGUGUUUGUUGCGGCCAUCCAUCAGUGCGGUGGAUGGCCGCGGCGCUUCUCUCGCUUCUCUCUGCUGUGACUAACUAACAGAAGGGAAAGAAACCUCCCUUCGUGUUACUCUUUCUGUCUGCCUGUGGUCUCUCGAUCUGCAUUGUGAAGCUCCCUGCGUGAUUGAAUGAGUGGACGGGCAGGGAGGUGGGCGUGGCGUAGAGGCGGG
Vitrella brassicaformis is the source of this 3368-nucleotide messenger RNA. The record is from the annotation of a GenBank genome assembly. Lineage: Eukaryota; Vitrellaceae.